Messenger RNA from Ilex paraguariensis (yerba mate), 567 nucleotides. NCBI's taxonomy places the organism in Eukaryota, Viridiplantae, Streptophyta, Magnoliopsida, Aquifoliales, Aquifoliaceae. The record is from the annotation of a GenBank genome assembly.
AUGGGUAUCGAUCUGGUCGCCGGAGGUAAGGUCAAGAAGACGAAACGAACUGCUCCCAAAUCUGAUGAUAUUUACCUCAAGCUCCUUGUCAAGUUGUACCGGUUUCUCGUUCGGAGAACUGGAGGAAGCAAGUUCAAUGCUGUGAUAUUGAAGCGGCUCUUCAUGAGCAAGAUCAACAAGCCCGCCCUCUCUGUGUCCCGCUUGAUUCGUUUCAUGCAGGCAAAGGAGGACAAGAUUGCGGUUGUUGUUGGGACAGUCACAGAUGAUAUUCGAGUCUAUGAAGUUCCGCCUCUGAAGGUCACAGCUCUAAGGUUCACGGAGAGAGCAAGGGCCAGAAUUGAGAAGGCUGGUGGAGAAUGCUUGACUUUUGAUCAGCUGGCUCUUAGAGCUCCUCUUGGUCAGAACACGGUGCUGCUUAGAGGACCGAAGAAUGCUCGUGAAGCAGUGAAGCACUUUGGUAAGGCUCCUGGUGUGCCUCACAGCCACACUAAGCCCUAUGUGCGUUCAAAGGGAAGGAAAUUUGAGAGGGCUAGGGGAAGAAGAAACAGCAGAGGCUUCAGGGUUUGA